This is a messenger RNA of Daphnia pulicaria, 1503 nucleotides long. RefSeq lists its product as uncharacterized. The record is from RefSeq and is a predicted model, not a curated record. Bases 140 to 1243 code for a protein of 367 amino acids. Lineage: Eukaryota; Metazoa; Arthropoda; Branchiopoda; Diplostraca; Daphniidae. The transcript is spliced from 6 exons.
CUACUGUGUGUACCAUCCCCCCUUUCGUUUGACUAUAAAUACCGUUGGGAUUCAGCCGAAUGAGAAACAUCCGCACUCCAACCGUCCCAGCGGCCACAUCCCUUCGCCGGAAUCCCAUCCGCCGCUAAACAAAGCAAUCAUGUCUCGUUUCAUCUUAACCUUGAUGUUGGUGACUGUGGCCGUUGCCAUGCCCUACCCUGAAGAGGAAGGACAACUUGUCAUCUCACCGGAAGUAGCCGGAAUUGUCGCCGAAGAAUUACUCGCCCAAUCCGAAUUGGCUGAAGGUGAAAACGUCGACGAACGAUACCGUCCCAACUCUGGUCACCAAUCAGCAGGUCACCAGCUGAGCAGCACCAACUACCAGCAGCAGAGCAGCAGCCACCAGCAACAGAGUAGCAGUUACAACAACCAGCAAAAGGUGGACUACCAGAACAGCAACGGCUACGGAGCUAAUAAUGGCUACGCCAACAACAACGGAGCAGGAUAUGGCGGAAGUGGAUACAACAAUCCGGGCUACAAUGCCGGAGGAAACUCCAAUUACGGCGGCACUUAUGGUGGAAAUGCUGGCUACGGCAACACCGGGUUCGGCAACACCGGGAGCGCCAACACCGGCUACGGUAACACUGGCUACGGUAACACUGGCUAUGGGACGAAUUCCGGACACACAACGAACACAGGUUAUGGAACGAACACUGGCAAUACCGGAUACGGAACAAACGCAGGUUAUGGCACCAAUACUGGUAUUAAUGCCGGGUACGGAAACACGGGCUACGGAAACACUGGCUACAAUACGGGAUCAAACGCUGGAUUCGGAUCGGGAUCCAGCAAUUCCGGCUUCGGCUCCGGAUCCAAUUCCGGCUUGGGCUCCAACAGCGGAUAUGGCACCAACACGGGACUAUACGGAAACAACAAUGGGUACGGCACCAACACCGACUACAACACGGGAGGGCUGUACGGAACCAACAACAACCAAAUCCAGCACGGAACUACCGGAUACGGAAACUCGGGAUACAACAGCCUUUCCAUUGAAAGUGGUUACGGCAGCAAUUAUCUGGGCUGGCGUGAAGGACAAAAGGCCAACGGCACGGCUCCCGCUGUAGAAGCUACUGAACUCUCUGGCACUAAUAGCGACGCCGCUGCACCUUCAGUUCCUGCCGAUGCUCCCGCAGUCGAUUCUGUUGUCGCUGCUGAUGUUCCUGCUAGCACUGGAACCGUCGACUUUGCCCAAAAACCGGAAUAUUAACGAGCCAACGACCAUUUGAAUUUGUACGAUCCACAUUUCGUUAGAGUUGCCCAACUCCACUCGUUAUUCCCAAAUCAUUUCCUACAAUACAAUACGGAAGAAAGCGUGUGACAAUAAGGUGCUGAGCGCAACGUCAAUAACCAAAUUGACAUUUUCCACAAAUGACGAAUUAAUGUUUCUCCCUAUCAAAAUGACAGCACAAUUUCCUUAAUGUUAAACUUGUUUUUGUUGAACCGAAAGAAAACGCGAAUAAAAAAACA